This is a messenger RNA of Esox lucius (northern pike), 2285 nucleotides long. It is a transcript of the gene kcnj1b, whose product is annotated as potassium inwardly rectifying channel subfamily J member 1b. NCBI's taxonomy places the organism in Eukaryota, Metazoa, Chordata, Actinopteri, Esociformes, Esocidae. The transcript is spliced from 2 exons. The record is from RefSeq and is a predicted model, not a curated record. Gene Ontology annotation, biological process: potassium ion import across plasma membrane; regulation of monoatomic ion transmembrane transport. Gene Ontology annotation, cellular component: plasma membrane. Bases 149 to 1315 code for a protein of 388 amino acids. Gene Ontology annotation, molecular function: ATP-activated inward rectifier potassium channel activity.
UGUCUGUGUGAGGGCUGCGUACACCAUGGCAUGUGGCUGGGAUUAGAACAUUGCAUUGUGGAUUAAAACCUUUGCAACGCCUUCAUGGCCACUUGCUUGGAGAACGAGUGUGGGUUCCCAAAUUGAUCCUGUCUCUGCAGUUUAGCCCAUGGUUUCACUUAGCAGCCCCAGGAUGUUCCAGUUCGUCCGAAGGCACAUCCAUGACCAUCUGACAGAGCGUAGAAUCCACCGGACCCGGCUGGUGACCAAAGAUGGCCGCUGCAACAUUGAGUUUGGUAAUAUCGAGUACCACAACCACGUUUCCUUCCUGGUGGACUUCUGGACAACGGUUGUGGAGAUCCGCUGGCGUUUUGUCCUUCUCCUUUUUGUUGCCUCCUAUAUUGGCAGCUGGUUCUUCUUCAGUCUUUUCUGGUACUGGAUUGCGAAGAGCAAUGGGGAUUUGAUUGAACAGAACCGCACAGAUGGCCACGUCUGGUGUAUAGACAAUGUCAAUGGGCUCACCACAGCUUUCCUUUAUUCCUUAGAAACUCAGACUACCAUUGGCUAUGGUGGACGGGCACUCACUGGGCACUGCCGUGGAACUGUGGCCCUCAUCAUCGUCCAAUCUCUUAUAGGGAUCUUUAUCAACUGCUUCAUGUGUGGGCUCAUCCUGGCCAAGAUCUCCCUUCCUAAGAAGAGGGCAAAGACAGUCACCUUCAGUGAAACAGCUGUCAUCUGUCUGAAGAAGGGCACUCUGUGCCUGCUUAUCAGAGUGGCUAACCUCCGUAAGACCUUGCUCAUUAGGAGCCAAAUAUAUGGCAAGCUGCUUAGGACAACCGUGACGCCGGAUGGCGAAACUAUAAUUCUGGACCAGGUAGGCAUUGAUUUUGCUGUGGACGUUGGUAAGGACAACUUGUUUUUUGUCUGCCCGUUGACCUUGUACCAUGUCAUUGACACGGCAAGUCCAUUCUAUGACAUGUCAGAGGACAACCUCCAACUGCAGGACUUUGAGCUGGUAGUCUUCUUGGAUGGGACGGCUGAGUCCACCAGCUCCACCUGCCAAGUGCGAACAUCCUUCAUCCCCCAGGAGGUCCAGUGGGGAUACAGCUUCCUACCUAUCAUCUCACGCACCCAGAAGGGCAAGUACCAAGUGGACUUCUCCAACUUCUCCAGAACUGUGCGUGUGACAACCCCACACUGUGUCCAUUGUUUUCAUAGUGAGCCAGGCCAGCACAACCAAAACAAUAACCAAAACAAACAUCACAAGCAGGGUAUUGAUAACCCCGGAUUUGAGGUGAUUGACAUUCAAGACACAGUGGAUGUCACAAAAAUGUGAGCUGGAAGAAAAAGGGCAAAACCUAAGGUUUCUGCUAUAAACCACAGAUAGACAGCAGCCCCCAUUUGGUGGAACAAGGCUAGCAAAGAGAAAUUUGGAUUUAGCACUUCUUCCUGAGAGUUGUUAGAUCUUCUCUGUCAAUGGUCAGUGCAAUAAAGAUGGUAGAAGGCUUACUUAAUGAUCAGGGGCUCAUAAAGAGACAUAGACGAUGAACUGGUAGCCCAACCCAGUGAGCCUACACGUAUAGUGCACCUCGAAAAUGGUACAAAUCCUUAUUUAGAUUAAUUUGACUUUGCUGCAUUUGGCUUCAGUAGACUUUGGACAGACUUCGCAUCAGCCUUUUUGUUGUUUUGAGAUGGUAAACACAAAAACUGAAUAACUUAUGAAAAAGACAAUAAAUCAAUAAUCAUUGGAAAUUAUAAUCAUUACAAAAUAAACAGUGGAGCUGAAAAAAGUGUUCAGGGGUUUGCUUGUCAGACUUAAACUAUGAGUUAAGCUGUUGGUUAAGAACAGCUAAUUACAAUCAAAGCACCUUUGUGACAUACAAACAGUAACUUGUGUACUAGCUACAAUAGCUAUUAAUGCAGGAUUUGGUGCCAUUAAGAGGAGACUGAGAGAGUAUAGCACAGGGGGUAUUCAUGAGAAGCUUAUGACCUGAGCCUGUUUUAAUCAAAUAUGUCAGGGAUUGAGGAAUAACAAUAGAGUAGAACUUUCUUCUAGAAGAGUCUUACAUAGUAUUUUUUGAAUCUGAAAAGACAAAGUACAUCUUAUGUACCACACCAGAUACUGUACAUCAUGCCUUCAUUUACAAUACUGUGAAUAGCUGCCAAUUGCACUGUUACUAAUUUACUUGUUUAUAUGUAUUAUUUUGUAUCAUUUUAUUACUUACUCUCAGGGAAAGCAGCAUCCUUGGUUAGAAUAAAGAAGGAAAAAAUACAAUGCCUUGACUAUUUUACAUACUGACUCCUGU